AAGCUUUUGCAGUAGGAGCAUUCAUAAUCUGGCUCUCCAGGAGGAUGGGACUUUGUGGGCUUGGGGUAAUAACGAAUAUGGACAACUUGGAACUGAAGAUACUCAACCUAGAUCACAACCUAUACCUGUCCAAGGACUAUCUGAUCUCACUUGGUUGAUAUUGCUGCUGGUGGAUGGGCAUUCCACUGCAUUGACUGAUGAUGGAGAGGUGUAUGGUUGGGGAAGAGGGGAACAUGGGAGGCUCGGGUUCGGAGAUAACGACAAGAGCAGUAAAAUGGUGCCACAAAGAGUUUCAACUUUUAGCUGGGGAGGAUAUUGUUCAGGUAUCUUGUGGUGGAACACAUUCGGUUGCAUUAACACGUGAUGGGCGCAUGUAUUCGUUUGGACGAGGUGACCAUGGACGCCUGGUUAUGGCCGCAAGUUUAACGACAGGUCAACCAAUGGAAGUCCCUAUCAAUCUGCCAGCUCCGAAAAGUGUUGGCGGAAGUGGUGGUGAAGGGCAUUUGAUCUCUAAACUUGUUGCUUGCGGAGGCCGUCAUACGCUUGCUAUAGUCAUACGCUUGCUAUAGUCAAAUGGAAGGCGGAUGAAUCCAAGCCAUAAGUCAAGAAUCUUAUGUAUAUAUAUAGCUUGAUGACUGAGGAACAACAAAAGAAAUUAUAUUUAGGUUUGGAUGAAGUUUUCAUUGGAAAGAAUGAUAUGAGGAAUAAAUAAACCUUUACAUUCACUUAAAUUGGAUGCUAAUGUUUAUUGAUAUAUUUGAAGGUUU
Molecule: messenger RNA, 767 nt
Organism: Hibiscus syriacus
Lineage: Eukaryota; Viridiplantae; Streptophyta; Magnoliopsida; Malvales; Malvaceae
Product: serine/threonine-protein kinase Nek8-like
Exons: 5
Coding region: 198-569 (123 amino acids)
Source: RefSeq, a predicted model, not a curated record